AUGCUCGUCCUCGCCGUCCUCGCGACGCCCUCGCACGCCGCCUCUCGCGCGGCCGCCCCAGCUACCUUCAAGCCCAUCGGCGCCGCGGCCGAUGCCGAGCUGGAUCCGAUCAAGGGCUCGGGCUCCACGAGCAACACGACGGGCUGCACGACCGCCGCGGCUCUCUCUCUCCAAGAUCGAGGCCGACGAGACGGCCACAAAGAUCGACGGUCCCUGCUCUUUCUCCACCCUUGGGCGGCCGUGCUGGCGCUGCUCCUCGCAGCAUGCCUUGAGCCGCUGCUGCGUGGGCAGGUCAAGAACGUGGAGGGCCGCAGCCACGCAGCGAUCUCCGUACCCUUGCUCUCCAGCGCGUGCGCUCUCCGAGUCGGCUUUGUGACCCUCUUCUUCUUGAAGGGCGUAUGCGGCAACCCAGCGGCGCCGCUCCAGAUCGUCAACGUCAGCAGCCCGUGCUCGCUCACCGACGGCGGCUCCCUUCCGGAGGACCGUGCACAACUGCUAUCAGAUGUCAUAGCAGGUCGCGUAACCUUGUCCUCCCGCAACGACUUUGCGUGGCUCCUCGCUGCGGUGGACGUCCGCGGCGCCGCAGUCGAGGUCGGCGUGGCAGACGGAGAGUUUUCCUCUAUGGUGCUCGCUGGCUGGCGUGGCUGCACGCAAUACACCCAGGUGGAUCCAUGGUUCGACAAGGUCACUGCUGCACAGCGCUUUGGAAAGAACGCCAAAUUGGUCACCAUGACGGACCAGAGUCACCUUGGAUCGCAGCUCUGCUCGGUGAGGACACACUUUCGCCACGCGCGCUACAGCGGCAAGGUGCGUCAGCUGCGAAUGCUAUCGGCAGACGCGGCAGCGCACAUAACGGACUCGUCGCUCGCCUUUGUAUACAUCGAUGGCGACCAUUACUUCCGUGGUGUGCAAGAAGACCUGCGCAUGUACUGGCCAAAGCUUCGCCCGGGAGGCCUGAUCGCCGGUCAUGACUUUGAGUGGCCGUGGCUGACAAACGGGGUCGCUCCGGCAUCGAUCUGCAUGCUGACAAUGAUUGGACCUGCUGUGGCGAAGAAAUAUGCCUCGCAGGUCGCUUCGCAGCGCUGCUAUGCUGGCCGGCACGGCUACCGCAUCUUCGCGCAGUGGUGGGUGAUCUAUUUCGACGCCGACGUGUAUCUGGUCAACCACGAGCGCCCGCUUUCCGAGUGGCUCGACGACGCGAGUGAGCUGGUGAUGACCGACCACCACCAGAUCAUGAACAACGGCGCGAUCUUCGUGCGUCGCACGCCACGUAUGCUCGAGUUCCUGCUGCCCCUAUGGAUCAAGCUGACGAUGGCUUACACCUGGUCAUGCACCGAUAAUGGCUCGCUGAUGGAGGUGAUCGCGCGUGGCUACGCGCUCGGCCCUGGAGGGAAUUCGUCGUGCCCGAGGCGCCCCGCGAACGUGGCGUUUCCGUGCUACCAAUCUGUCUUCACCAAGGCCUUCGGGCCUGUGCCUGGGAGAGGAGGAUCUCGAGGCCGAGCCGGUCUCAAGCUGGUUGCGCCAGCGGACGGCUUCAAUAAUCACGGCUGUAUGUCACCUGUGGUAGACUGCUCUUCCCCCGUCGCGCGCAAGUUGAUGGCGAGUAGGUACCAACGCGAGUGGACGCUGGACGACGUCUUCGUGCCGCCCAAGAUCCGCAAGAGACAGGGCCUACCACCUAUGUUUGGGCUACACUCGAAGGCCUCCAAUCCUUUCCCGGACCGUGCCAUGCGCAGUAUCCUGCAGCCGGCGAACGUCACCCACGAUUACCCCGCGUGA
Molecule: messenger RNA, 1779 nt
Organism: Emiliania huxleyi CCMP1516
Lineage: Eukaryota; Haptophyta; Isochrysidales; Noelaerhabdaceae
Exons: 6
Coding region: 1-1779 (592 amino acids)
Source: RefSeq, a predicted model, not a curated record